This is a messenger RNA of Symbiodinium pilosum, 587 nucleotides long. Lineage: Eukaryota; Dinophyceae; Suessiales; Symbiodiniaceae. The record is from the annotation of a GenBank genome assembly.
GCACAUGCGGCAAACGCAGAGCGGGGGAAAGGAACUUCUCUCAGCCCUGCAAACGGAUGGCUACAUUCGUGUAGACAUCGAUGCGGCUGAGGAGGCAGUGCUGGUCAAGGCGCUUGAGGAGUUCGCCGAGCGCCGCUCGUUUCGGUAUCCGCCGAUACCAGGCGCCGCUACUGCUUCCGCAGCGCCACCUACGAUGCCCCGGCCGUUUGCCCGGUGUUUCGAUCUGCUGUACAGUGUCGCUUGCACGGCUGCCCUGGUCAUGGAGGGACGUGGCCGCCGUGUCCCCAAGGCCCCGCCCUGUGGCGAUGAGGGCCGGGGGCCUUUCGAGCGCAAGGGCGGACCGUGGCCCUUCAGCAGCUCCUUCUUCAACAUCUUCAACUAUGACCAUGGUUGCCUCAACAGCCACAUUGAUCGUGGGGUCCUCACUGUCGUUUAUGGCAAGCGCACGGAGAGCGAGAGCGACGAGACCACAAGGCUUUGGAUUCGAAAGCCAGGCUCUGAUGAGCCCGGAUGGGUUGCGCCCAAGUCUGGUCAUUUGCUCCUUUGGGCUGGCGAGGGCUUCCCGGCUGCUCCUGCGGUGGAGCACA